AUGUCACAUCCACACCACUUCCACUCCAACCCCAGCCCCCCCAAGGCACCAUCGCAAGCACAGCAGCCGACUCCAUCACAAGUCCCGCAGUCCCGCCUCGUUCUCGCCCAGCCUUGCUUCCUGUUCUCCAACUCGACAAUAGCACAGCAUGGACAGGGCGAGCAGCAUAUCAAGGAUCAGGGAUCAAGGACUAGCACCCAAACAACGCAGCGUAUUGCCGGAAACCAUCUGGCGCAUCGAUACGAUGAUAGGGCGAAAAUGCCGGACAGAGAGCAUGCCACCCGCUCGCUGCAGCUGCAGGAUGACGGGGCGUUGCAUGAGCCGGGAGUGCGGGAAUUGCCGGCGAACAACACCGGCGCAAGUAGGUAG
This is a messenger RNA of Aspergillus melleus, 369 nucleotides long. RefSeq lists its product as uncharacterized. NCBI's taxonomy places the organism in Eukaryota, Fungi, Ascomycota, Eurotiomycetes, Eurotiales, Aspergillaceae. Bases 1 to 369 code for a protein of 122 amino acids. The record is from RefSeq and is a predicted model, not a curated record. The transcript has a single exon.